Cherax quadricarinatus is the source of this 4414-nucleotide messenger RNA. Lineage: Eukaryota; Metazoa; Arthropoda; Malacostraca; Decapoda; Parastacidae. The record is from RefSeq and is a predicted model, not a curated record.
GGUGCCCAGUAUAGUGAGCAGAGUGAAGGUGCCAGUCCGUGUUCCAUCGCCCCCGGAGAUAUAACGUAUACUCUUACUCCCAAGACUAACUCAGUCUUAUCGUUACUCCCAUGGGCACCCCUGGCACCUGCUGGAUAACCCCUGGCACUCGUCUGGCAUCGGGGUGAAGGUUUCCAGAACUGGGUCAGUCAGUAACUCAGUUUGGUGCACGAGGGAGACGCUGAUGUGGGCUAUAAGGUGCUGAGGCAGUGAUCACAGUGGUGGCGAUCACGGUGAUGAAGUGGUUACCACAGUGAAGUAGCAAUCACAGUGGUGACGGUAUGAUGUAUGGGUGAUGUGAUGAUCUGUGAUCAAGAGAUGGGAUGAUGAUGUUACAAAGAUACUCUUGUGAUUUCAUUAAGUCAGUAUGUGCGAGAUGAACACGAUCACUAGUCGCACUGAUGGCUCACAACACCUCUCGCAGUAAGAAAGAAUUGAAAAUUUUGAACAUUUCAAGUAAUCUAUAUACUUAAUGUAAUCUAAUAUUUGAGAAAAAAUGUAACAAGUCAGUGUAUAUGUGAUGAAUUUUUUUUUUUUACUCCCACCUAAUGUUUAGUGUACAGUGGAGCUUUAUAAUACUGCCUGGUUAUAUGGUUUCAGUAGGCAGUAUUAUUUUUAAAAUGUUCAAAAUGCCACACGGUGUUACUUGCAAGAAAUAUCAACUAUGUUAGAAACUUAGCAAAUAUAAUAAUCACUGUGUAAGGCAAAGGUUAUAAUUACUGUUGUAGAGAAGUUAUACACACUUGCGGAGAGAUUUAUGUUUAUGUGGUUUCCGUGAAGGUCAAACCAAGGCAGCUCGGCUUUCAAGAAAUAAGUUAGAAGUAUAAUUGGUGUCCCACGAGCAGUGUUUACUCACAUGGAGUGUGGGACGACAAGUUGGCUGAGCUGUGUUUACCCACACAGAGAUGUUUACCUAGCAUUACCAGGAAGGUGUAAUUAUUAAUCAGCCGGAUAUAAAACACAGCUGAUCGACCUGGUAUGCAGCAGCUGCUCCAGUUAUGGUGACUUAGAGACACGUCAAAGGACGUCCUUGACAUCGAAAGACAACGAUUUGCAGAUGCCUACCCAAUGAAGGGAGGGAGGUUAAAAAAGAAAGCGGCAUUAAGGCUCUGCAUCGUCAGCCCAACUCAAGAGACAUUGGCAAACUGCUAAUGAGGGAAUAACACUGUAAACACAAACAUAAUCGGCUGCCUUCGACACUGCUUAAAGAACAAGAUAACUUUACCGUAAGCUCUAGCACGCUCACCCCACCCACAUAUACCAUGUUGGGAUAGAGGAAAAGGCAGAGGAUAUGUGGUGUUUCCCCACCUCCUCCAUACCUCACCACCAGUUCCUGCACAGCACUGGAUAUACGAAGUAGUUAGUGAAAGUAACUUCGGUUGGUGUGUUGUACUGGUGCUUAUUUUGGUGGGCGUCGAGGCAGAGACCAAAAUAUCUUGGAGACCGCUGGGGCUGCAACCACCACCAACGUCCCAGUGCAAGAUCCUGUGGAGAGUCGGAGGGCAUGCGAGCGUCGUCAGGGAGAGGUUCAGCUCCGCCUAGACCAGGUCGUGAAGUCAGGACUCUUGUGAAGUGAGUCGUCGCAGGCAACAGGUAAAUGAGUGGUUGUCCGGACUCUUGCAUGCAUCUUGAAGCAACGUCCACCGGAAGCAGGAGGGUCUGAGUGGAGGGUGGUGGUGGUGGUGGGCGGAGCGUAGGUUGAGGCCGGCGGGCGCUGGGGCUGAACGUUUGCCUGCCUCGUCAGUCUGUCACGAUCUAUAGCACGGAGAGGGUGUGCUGUGCGCCAUCCUCCGCACCAUUAACACGCUCCACGCCACACACUUAACGCACAGCCAUGCGGUGGCUAACACAACCCGUGGUCAUCGCAUUGGCCAUGAUCAUCAUCUUCACUUGUUUAUCAGAGACCUCUGCCAACGCUGUGUUUGAGUUAAAACUGAAAAAGUUUGUGAACAAGUAUGGUCGGGAUACUGAGGGCCACUGUUGUAGUGGUUUCAAAGAUGCACAGGGCAAGUGUAGUGAUACCUGCAGAACCAAGUUCAGGGUGUGUCUUAAAGUGUACCAGGAGGUGAUCGACCCGAAAUCCCCAUGCACUUUUGGGGAGGCAGUGACGCCUAUCUUGGGCAAAAACGAAGUGGAUUUCUCGAAAGCGGAUUUGGAUGGAUUUGUGAAUCCAGUGCGAUUUCAGUUGGCUUCGUGGCAGGGGACCUUUUCUCUCAUCAUUGAAGCUUGGCACGAAGAACCCAACGGCACAGCCUCAUAUGUCGGACCCGCGCUCAUCACCCGGUUAAUGACUCAGCGGUGGCUGGAGCUGGGUGAGGACUGGACCGAAGAUGACCAUCACACAGCUCACGCCUCCCUAAGCUACGAGUACCGCGUCAUCUGUCAGGAGCACUACUAUGGCGAGGGCUGUCGCAAGUGGUGCAAGCCUCGCAAUGAUACCUUCGGCCACUAUGUGUGUAACUCCACCGGUUACCUGGUGUGUCUGGAGGGAUGGCAGGGCACCAACGACUACUGCAUCACCCCUAUCUGCAGAGCUGGGUGUCAUCCAACCACGGGUCACUGCGAACAACCCAACGAAUGCAGAUGUCACAAUGGCUGGAAGGGUCCCAACUGUGACGAGUGUGAGAAGUACCCUGGGUGUCUCCACGGUACUUGCGAGAAGCCUUGGCAGUGCGCCUGCGACGAGGGCUGGGGCGGCCUCUUCUGUAACCAAGACCUCAAUUUUUGUACCAACCACCGACCCUGCAAGAAUGGUGCUACUUGCUUCAACACUGCGCCUGGUUCAUACUCUUGCCAGUGUCCACCCGGGUUCUCCGGCACCAACUGCGAGAUCAUCAACGACACCUGUGCCACCACACCGUGUCGUAACGGUGGCACUUGCCUCGAUACAGGCGAUGACAACUUCGUGUGUCAGUGUCCCUCUGGCUUCACUGGCCAAUACUGUGAAAUCUCUGGCCAGUCGUGUGCUGACCGUCCGUGCAUGCAUGGGGCCACUUGCUCGGAUACCGCCAUGGGUUACCAGUGUCUGUGUCACGCGGGUUACGAGGGACCCAAUUGUGAACGACCCGUCAACGAGUGCGCUUCAGACCCGUGUCUCAAUGGUGGGUCGUGUGUGGACGAACAUGAUGGGUUCCAGUGUGUGUGUCCUGUGGGCUACACUGGUGCGCGCUGCCAGACUAAUAUUGACGACUGUGCUCACCGGCCUUGUCUCAAUGGCGGUACCUGCAUGGAUGGUGUCGACUCGUACGUGUGUCGUUGCAUACCUGGUUACUUAGGGACGCUCUGUCAGACUAAUGUGGACGACUGUCGUACUCAACCCUGUGCAAAUGGUGGCACCUGCAUUGAUGGUAUCAACGAUUUCCAGUGUCAUUGCAAAUCUGGCUGGGGUGGCAGACAGUGUACGGACACCGUGCCAGUACCACACUCACCCUGUGCCUCGACCCCUUGUAACAAUGGAGGUCACUGUAUGGAGGCACCGGAUCUUGCAGUGGGUUACAAGUGCUCCUGUCCUGAUGGAGUAGGCGGCCCUCGUUGUUCCAUUGAUACCUCCAAGACCUCUCCACACACAUUCAAGGUUGUGGAGCCUAUGUCCCCAGCCCAGGUGGUACUAAUUGUGGUGUUCAGUGCAGCUGUGCCAGUGCUGGUGGUAGUGUCGGUGCUGGCCAUAGUUUGUAUGAAACGCAAACGCAGUCGUGACCUCGCACGCCAAGAUGAAGAGGCUCGUCGUCAAAAUGAACAAAACAUGGUGCACAACGCUGUCAAUGCCGUCAAUAAUAAGUGUCUUGAAGAUCACAUGAUCUUCAACUCUCUGGAUUACCCUGCCAAGCCCCUCAACACGCAGCCCCAGGGCCACCACGGACCCCAACACCCCCAGCAGCAUCACCACCACCACCACCACCAGGAACCAGAGUAUAAGAAGGUGGUGGAGAAUACAUACAGCAUCGUGCCAACCAGGAGUACUAAGACACUCAACACAGACGUCUCCAGGCUGUCCCUUGCAGAUCGCUUGGAGAAGGACCUAGACGCCCCCACCUGCCGUGGGACGCCGACCUCAGAGUUCAAUGCGCCCUGCAAGGUGCUCCCAGACACACACCUGCCUCGCACCCACAGUCACAGCGAUGUGUACAUGAAGCGAGGUGGUGCGAGUGGGAGUGGAGGCAGCUGUGACAUGCACACCUCCACGAACACGUUAACCUCUACGUGUACACCUUCCACCUGCACCACGCCCUCCAGCGUCUUCGUCAUAGAGGAACACUAUGACGACGAGAACUACAUCGCCACCGAAGUCUAGUAGUGCCAAGGUGUCCUAGGAAAACUUUUUUAAUACUGAAAAUUGUGCUAGUGACGCCAAAAAGACUUAAAUUACAAUUGAUAG